Vanrija pseudolonga is the source of this 930-nucleotide messenger RNA. Its product is annotated as SAGA complex subunit spt3. Gene Ontology annotation, cellular component: SAGA complex. The record is from RefSeq and is a predicted model, not a curated record. Gene Ontology annotation, biological process: transcription by RNA polymerase II. The transcript has 5 exons. NCBI's taxonomy places the organism in Eukaryota, Fungi, Basidiomycota, Tremellomycetes, Trichosporonales, Trichosporonaceae. The coding region runs from base 1 to 930 and encodes 309 amino acids. Gene Ontology annotation, molecular function: protein heterodimerization activity; transcription coregulator activity.
AUGGCGACCUUGGCCCUCCCAACUGGACCAAAGGCGCCUUCUGUAGGCCUCGCCCUACCGACUGCCCAAACCGCGUCUCCAGCAGCCAACUCUCCCGCGCCUGUGGCAGCGCCUACAUUGGCACAGGCUCGCAAGCCUUCAUCAAUGGCCGUCCCGCAAGCCAACGCUCGUCCAGCAGACUCGGGCCGCGCUUCUGCUUCGCCAUCACCCGAGCCAGAGGACGAUGCGGAUGCCGAAGGAGACGAUGAUGAUGAUGAAGCCCUUGGAUCAAGCUCCAAGAAGAGCAAAAGCUCGAAGAAGAAGAAGGGUGCUGCAGCAGUUGGUCUCGGUGGCCUGGACGCCGCUGGCAAACCAGACUACAAGUACACAAACGAGAUCUCCCAAAUGAUGUUUGUAUUCGGAGAAGUCCAGGACCCAUUGCCGGAGACCGUUCGGCUCGUGGAGGACAUUGUCCGCGGCCAAAUCAUCGAGAUUGUUACAAGGGCUCGACUUCUCACUCAUCUGCGCUCUUCGCGUUUCCUCUCUGCUGAAGAUCUCAUCUUCCUCAUUCGGGACGACAGGGGCAAGGUGAAUCGGCUUAGGACAUACCUGAGUUGGAAGGAUGUCCGAAAGCGGGCGAAAGACGACGAAGAAGGUGGUGACGUUGACGUGGAUGACGCCGACAAGAAUGCCGUCAAAGGCCGGAAACCCAUUGUGAAGCUCUCCUGGGAGCUCUUGACGCCCUUCUCCGACUUCCUAAGGUCGUUGCCAACUCAGCAAAAUCGGGCGGAUGAUGACGAGGACGAGGACGAAGACGAGCUGCAAGCACACCAGGACAGCAUGCAACGGCUUAGGGAUGCGGACGAAGUCACCAAGAAGAUGACCAAAGACGAGUAUGUUCACUACUCGGACUGCCGCCAAGCGUCGUUCACAUAUCGAAAGGGCAAGUAG